Rhizophagus irregularis DAOM 181602=DAOM 197198 is the source of this 885-nucleotide messenger RNA. RefSeq lists its product as uncharacterized. Lineage: Eukaryota; Fungi; Glomeromycota; Glomeromycetes; Glomerales; Glomeraceae. The record is from RefSeq and is a predicted model, not a curated record.
CAGUUUGUAGUAAUUAGUCAACAGCCAUAUAUGGAUAUAUAUAUAUAUAUAACAUAUAAUCAAAAUGUCAAGCUACUCUUCGCUAUUUUGAGUACUUUCGCUAUUCCGGAUAUAAACUAAUUUUGAGGAAAAUUCCCUACCUGCUAGAUUUAACGCUGUAUCAAUAAGUUUGCCAAUAUUGACGCAAAAGACUUAAUCCUAUGGCAAGUUAGUAUUUCUGACGAAGAUGUCAAAAAAAUGAAAAUUCUUAAUACCAAGCCUCCUUCUGAUAUUAACAUUGAAGAACUUGAGGGUAAGGUUAUGUUCUCUAGAAAAGAAAUUAAAUUUUACUUCUCUGAAGAUCCAGUCGAUGAACAUAUCCACAUAAUAAUCAUCCGGCCACAACUACCCGCCACCACUGUAGGUCCCUAUCAAGGCAUUCCACGAGUGACGUCAAUUGAAGAUGCCAUGAAAAAGAUUUUGAAGGGAAUUCAUAAACAAAUGAACGUAGACAAUGUAGACAAUAAUAAGUCCAAGUCUAUGGCUCUAAAACAACGUGACCUUAAGCAAGCUAUUGAUGUGAUUGACAGGAAUUUUUGUAAUUCCUUAGAUAAACAAGAAACUAUAAAAAAAGAAACUUCCAUAGCAAAGACAAACUAUCGAAUCCUUUUAUGCGGUGGAGCACCUGGUAUAGGAAAGACGCGUUAUGGAGUUGAAUUGUUUAAUUGUCUUGACAAAGAAUGGAAAAUAUCAAAAGGCCAAAAGCCUUACAUGCUUUACAUGCUUCUUGAUUUCUCUAAUAGCUAUGCUUUAGAUGAAUAUGAAAUCCAAGAAGAUAUGAAAAUUGCAUCAGAAAUCAUUCUUGGAUUGCGGUUGGCAUACUACUUUUUUGUCAAAAAAAAAUAU